AUGAAGACACGAAAGACGACAUCGGAAGCUACGAAAGCAUCGAAAAAAAGACUGCAACUAAUAACUUUUGGAAAUGGGAAGGUAAAAAGUUUGUCCACUCAGACUGCUUCAUCUUCAGGAAAUACCAGUAAUAAUAAUAAUAAGAGCAAGAGGUCACGAGAAGCAGAUCACUGUCGGCUAUGUAAAAUAAGUGCUGAUUUUAUGACAUGUUCGGUUUGCGAAAAUAAAUAUCAUUUGGAAUGUUUGGGGUAUGCACCAGAAUCCGUACGUUUAGUGUCCGAAAAACGGUUCUACACAUGGCUUUGUCCAACAUGCACAUACUGCUACAAUUGUAAUGACUUCAUAUAUGACCCAGAAAAUGUACAGUGUUUUGCAUGUGAUGCAGCUUUUCACGGGAAGUGCAGACCAAGUUCUGGAGCAUGGGUUAAUCCGAAAGACCCACUUUCGAGUUGGUUCUGUGCGGAAUGUAAACAUCUUUUGGAUAUCGAAAAUAGUGAAUUGUUAGAUAGUUCCUCUUCAUCGAAUAGCUCCCUGCAUGAAAAUGAAUCAACGGUGAAAAAGUCAUGUUCUUCGCACGUAAAGCGUGAUUACACAGCCUAUCUUUGGAAAACGAAGUUACAAGCCGAACGAGAUGCUAUGAAUGAUCAGUUGAAAGAUUUUUGUCGUCAAUAUUUGAAGAAUAAAGAACAAAAAGAAAGAAAAAUGAAACGACAGAUGGAAAGCGAGAAUUUUUCACUGAAGAAAAAAAUUACUGCAAAAAACGCAAAGAAAAUAAAACGGAGCGAUUCAGAAAAUGAAUCAGCUAGAAAUAUCGGUAUCAUCGAUGGCAUUAAAAUUUCCAUUCAUGGAAAGCGGGAUGCUUCCGAUCAGUUAACAGAGGCUGAAAAACAACGAGCGAUGAAAGAUAAUUCAACUGCAUACACGAUUGCUAAAAGAGAAUUCCUGGCAUCUCAACCAUCGGAAGAUUUAAAUGCUGAUGAAGAAAGACCACCUCAAACACAAUGGAUUCAUUUCGGUUCCGAACGUUUGCUGGCAAUGUAUCCAUCACCCUAUCCAAAACGUAUCGCGCAAUCAUCCAGUGUUUACUUAUGUCGAUUCUGUCUUGUAGCUCUUGAAGAUUCUACGUUGUACGAAAUACAUACGGCUCAUUGUGAGUGGAAGCAUCCGCCAGGAAAUGAAAUUUAUCGGGAAGAUGGACUAUCAUUUUGGGAAGUCGACGGCAUCGAUGAAAUUGCUUACUGUCGAAGACUAUGUUUGUUUUCUAAAUUGUUUCUAUUUUCAAAAACUCUUCAUCAUGAGGUGGAAACGUUUCUGUUCUAUAUCUUAUCAGAAUAUACAUCGGACGGUUAUGUACUCCUGGGCUAUUUCUCGAAGGAAAAAAAUCCCAGCAAAAACAACAACUUGAGCUGCUUAUUGACGCUUCCAUCAUCACAGCGAACUGGAUAUGGCAAAUUUCUCAUUGAUCUCAGUUACAAACUAUCUUUACGAGAACGGAAAAUCGGUGGACCUGAGCAUCCACUUUCAGACAUGGAAAUGAGCAAUGAAACCGGUAUACAUUCAUCUGAUAUUAUCAGUACAAUGCUUGAAAAUAAAAUGCUUAAAUAUCGCGAUGGAAACUAUUUGAUUAAUAAAAAAAAAGCAUUUGCGGCACCACUGCGUGUAUUUCGUCGACGAGUUGUACAUGAUGAGAAACUUAUCUGGGAACCUGAAUUUGAUGUCGAAGAUGCCUUUAAAAAGAUGGGCACAUAUGUUGAUUAUGCAUACUUCGCAGUGGGAUUUAAAUUUAAAUCAUUGGUCGGUUCGGUGUUAGCAUUCAGAUUUAAUACUGCUAGCACUGCAUGUACCCCAUCAAAGAUGUCACGGAUGAUCGAUUUGCCCUGUGAAUUAAUUUUAAUUAUUUUGAAUUAUCUUCCAAGUCGUGACUUAUGGCAAAACGUUCGCUUGACAUGUCGGUUCUUUGCAACGAUUAUUGCUGAUCAGAGCUAUUGGAAACGAAAAUUGCAGAGAAAAUUUGAAGUUGAACUGCCAUCGUGUCAAUUAUAUGGCGCAGUAUCCUCAUUAUCACACUGUUGUGCCAGAACAGAAGAAGAAACGAAACGGUGGAAAGAUGGAAAGUUGGGACGACUUAUUUGUGCGGUAGGACACGAUGGAACAGUUGAUGCUGUAGCACUAAUGAAAUCAUCAGCCCAUAAACGAUUAUGUAUUUCUGGUGCCCGAGAUCGUGCACUAAUCAUUUGGGAUGUAGAUACGAUAACUGUUAGAGCUUAAGGCAUUAGAAAUGCUUUAUUAAUUCAUUUGGAGAUAAAGCUUGGUUUCUGUAGCAUUCCUUGUUCGCUAUAUCGAAAAUUUAUAAACAGUGCAUUCGGUAUGAACAGUGGACAGUUGAAUUCUGUUUGCUUAAAGAUAGCAAGUGAAGGAUGGAUAUGGAGCGUAUGCAGAGCGGAUACAGAUACGUUUUAUUCCUGUGCAUGGGAUCGUUAUGUGAAACAGUGGCGAAUCGUUGAUGGGCAUGUUAAUGCGCUUUGUGAUGUACAAAUGGGUUCUGCAGUUCUAUGUGUUAUAAAUGAUGGUACAACAGCUGUUUGUUCUACAUUUGGGCGAAAAGUAGUCGUUAUGGAUGCGCGCAAUUCAUUGCAAAAAAUUACUGAUAUGCUAUAUCAUCGAAGUGCUGUUUUCGAUCUUGUUCAGAUCCCAGAUAGCAAUUACCUGUAUUCGUGUGGUGAAGAUCGACGAUUAGCAUGUGUAGACAAGCGUAUGUGGGAAGUAGUGAACGAUUUAGAACUGGAAGCUUACGCACAAACUAUGUCACUACGGCAAGGACAGCUACUUUGUGGAACCACCGACGGCAAGAUGCUGUCUAUCAACCCGAGCGAUUUAACAGUUGUCAGCGAAGUAUUUGUUGGAAGUGGUGGUUUACGGCAAGUAAGACUGAAUAUUGGCAGCCAAAUGUGCAUUACAAAAGAUCGUCUUUUUAAAGUGUUCACACCUGGUUUAUAUCCCAGACUAUUUGCCGAAUCAGAAGUAUUCGAUGCAGAACCGUCCAGAUUCGAUUAUUACGAUGAUAAUUUGGUCAUCGCUUGUGGUGAUGGAUCCAUUUUCUUCUGCACUACCUCAUCUUAG
Molecule: messenger RNA, 3120 nt
Organism: Acanthocheilonema viteae
Lineage: Eukaryota; Metazoa; Nematoda; Chromadorea; Rhabditida; Onchocercidae
Source: the annotation of a GenBank genome assembly